This is a messenger RNA of Drosophila virilis, 9789 nucleotides long. RefSeq names its product UNC-79 domain-containing protein (gene unc79). Gene Ontology annotation, molecular function: protein binding. Lineage: Eukaryota; Metazoa; Arthropoda; Insecta; Diptera; Drosophilidae. The record is from RefSeq and is a predicted model, not a curated record.
GCGACACGGCAUGUUUCGGCCAUAAAAUGUAUUAAAAUUCUGCUUGGAAAUUUACUAAAAUCCGUAUAUAAAUGUGUAAAUAGCAGCUACAAUGAACAAUUUCAUAAGUGAUAAAUGGACAAGUGUUUCAGAGUCGAGCACUGACCGCAGAGCCGCCUUCCAUCAGACAGAUUGAAAAAUUCUUUCACAGAUACACACCACAAACUCUGAGAACACAUACGGAGCACAGUUUAGUUAUAGAGAUUUUUCUUUGUAGUCAAGGUGCGACGUCAAACCCGUAAAAAAUUGCAAAUUUAUUGAAAAAACUAACAAUUUUCGAGAAUGCGAAGUCCCUCGGCAGCAGUUUCGGCAAUGCAAAGGACUUGUCUGAUAUAAUGACUGGCAGCUUCAGGGUGCAACUCAUCAACAUGGGCACUCGCGCUGCCGCCUUUCAGGCAAAACUGAGAGCCCUUCAUGAAUACCAUGUACGCCUCUUGCACAACGUCUUACCUGCGCCCUCUGGCGUCGAUAUUGCUAACAAUAUCAAAUACUUUUCUCAAACUCUACUAACUGUCCUUAAAGAUGUGCGCACCUCUCCGCAUGAGCUUAUCUGCGAUCCUCUCGAAGAUCCCACACGCAUGUCCGCCUACCCAAAUCUCGAAUAUGGCAAUCUCUAUAAUGCCUUAACCAUGCUCAUUGAUGUGGCACCCUGUAUACAGUAUGGCCAAAUCGUUUUCGGCAAAGCUUUGCUACAGUGUCUAAGCUGCAUAUUACCCUUUCUCGAUAAGGAUCUUAUUGAUAAUCUACCCUAUCUAGUUAGCUCUACUAUAUCUGUACUACCGCCAGCCUUGCAUCAGGAUAUUGUCAAUGCACUGUGCUACUAUAUCUUACCCUUUACCAUAACACGUCGCAGCGCCGAUGAGCAGGAAUGCCAAGCCUGCCAGUCUGUCUCCUCUGUCAUCAUGAUGGUACUGCAAUACUCGAAAAAUCCAGCACAUCACUGUCAACUACUGGAGUGUCUGAUGACUCUGAAGCAUAAUGUGGUCAAGGACAUACUCUGCGUGGUGGCCUAUGGCACUGCUGUUUCCCGUUCCUCCGCUGCCAAGCUGCUCUUCUACUACUGGCCCGCAUUUGAUCCCAAUCUUUUCGAUCGCAAGGUUCUGCUCUCUAAACUUACCAAUGACUUGCUACCAUUCACCUGUCAACGCGAUCAAUGCCCCAAUGCUGGCAAUGCCGAGGCCGCCAAGGUAUGCUACGAUCAUAGCAUUUGCAUCACCUAUGCACAGGACUGUCCGCCGCCAUUGUAUCUGUGCAUCGAGUGCGCCAACGAGAUACAUCGGGAGCACGCUAAUCUGGAGUUUGGCGAUAUACUGCAUCCCAUGCAACAGGUGUCCAUGGUGUGCGAGAACAAAAACUGUCGAUCCAACGAGAAGUCCGCCUUCUCCAUAUGCUUCUCGACCGAAUGCGCCGCCUUCAACGGCAAUCAUCCCAUUCGCUAUUGCGCCCAGUGCCACAGCAACCGUCAUAACUCCCGUCGCGGUGGUGAUCAUGUGGUGCAUCGCAGCCUGCAGCCAGCCUGGCAAAUGGACCCGGAGAUGCAAAUGCACAUGGUCGAGUCGGUGGUCAGUCUGCUGCGAGAGGCCAAGCCUCUGAACUUUGAGCCGGGCAAGGAGUCCCCGUCGGAGACGAAGAAGAACGGCGCUGCCCUCACACCGGACAACAUUUCUCUCGAGGAGCGUCAGAUGCUGGGCCGCUAUGGCAUUUGGUUGCUGGUAGGACGUUGUACUCCCACCGUCGAUACACCAGUCGAGGUUCUGGGACGCAUUCUGAGCAUGCUCUUUCACUGGUUCCAUGUCACGGCCUAUUCAUACGAUGCUGCUGGACAGAUUGAGAGCACCAUAGAGAAGCUUAAAAUGGAUCACGUCUGCGACUGGCUAAAGGAGAUUUGUCGCAUACACUACAACGUGUUCAUCUCCUGUCUGCUGCCGCAUCCGCCAGAGUACGCUCGGGUGGGUGGUCACUGGGAAACGCUCGCCUCACGCACCAGCCACCUGAAGGAGGGUCUGCAGCGUCUGAUCUGCCUGGUGCCCUACGAAGUGAUCACCUCGGAGAUAUGGGACUAUGUGAUGCCGCACUGGAUGGAGGCCAUUACCAAUGAUGUGGCCGAAAAGGAGCUAAACGAGCUUAAAAUUGUGCUCAGCAAAAUACUCGAUCCGGAAAUGUCACCGCUCGGCUUCGAUGCCAAGACCAUGUACAACUUUGUGGCCAUACGAUUCGAAAAGACAACGGCCAAGGUGCAGCAACAGGCGCUCCACUGGCUGCAGAUUCUCACCAAGCUGGAAAUACUCAUACCGCUCGUGCAGCUCUUUGCCAUGUUCGGCGACGGGGUGCGCAUCAUGAAAUACGGCAUACAGCACGAGCUUAUGCGGGAGAAGGAGAAGGAAAAGGAGCCGCAAACUCAACAGCAGGCAAAAGCGCCCAAGACACCGUGCAAGGAGAGCAAAGCCGAAAUGGCCAAUCCACCCAGGCGCAGUUCCAUUUCGCCCGUUGUGGAGGAUGACUCCGGCAAUACAUCGGCAAUAUCGGACGAUGAGGCGCCCACCAACCGGCACACGGAGUUCUCUACAGAUGCCGAGCACAACUUAACUUGCUGCAUACUCAUGCUGGACAUUCUGCUCAAGCAAAUGGAGCUGCAGGACGUGGAGCAGCACAUGGGCAUACACACUAGCGUGUGCGAAAAUGUCUCUCGCCUCAUCAAGUGCAUGGUAACAGCGGCCCGGGUGGGUCUAAGUAGUCACGUCUGUGCAUUAAAGGUGGCGGAGUGUGCCUACUGCGAGGCCUCCACGAUGUGGCAUCAGCUGUCGACCAAGCUGGUUGAGUUUAUGGCCCCACUGCAUCCUGUUAGACCACCCGAUGUGCCAAUUGAGGAUAUCAUCGAAGAGGAAAAGUCGUCACGCAAAUCGCCGCCCGAAUCCGACAAAGAGAAAUCUCGUGAUCGUGAUGUUUCGCUCUCCAUGGCACCGUUGCCCAUUCCGCUGGGUCCACUCGGAGGCUUUGCAGAUAUCUUUAAGCUAGAUCAAUUCUUUUCAGACGAUGGAAAAAUUAUUAUAAUGGCAGGUCCCAUGCCCGUGGCCGUGCCCCAACCAGAGCCGCACUCAGUGGGCGGGGUGCUCGUCCAUAUGCCCCACGUUUGUUCCAAUAACGAAAAUGGGCAUUCAGUUGAUAAUAAUGAAUUGAGAAAAGUUCACGCCACAGACGAGAUCAUGACGGCCACCGUAGAAACAGUUUCGGAGCAACUGGACUUGGCUUCCUUCCUGCCCACGGACAGGGCUAUAGCACGGUCCAUAACACUGUCCGAUGCGGAUGUGGGCAGCGCCAAUGUCAGCGUCACCAAGGCAUCCGUUAUGGGUGAGAAUGGCGCCAAUGGCAGCACAGCCGGCGGCGGCGAGAAUGGCAGCGGUUCCGAGGACGACGAGGAGGAAGAGGACAGUGAUGAUUUCUGGCACACAUCGGUGGGCAAGUUUAAGUUCACGCUGGAUCAGCUACCCCAACCACUGCAGUACAUACACCAGUUGCUCACGGAAAUACCCACCAUUAAGAAACCGGAGAUACUUUAUUAUGUGUUGCAAUGCCUGAAGACGAUGGCGCUGCACGGCGAUGCCUUGGCCAAGGCCGCCAAGGAGCAGCGCGGCUUCUUCAUAUGGUGCCAGGAGAAUUUGUUAAUCAAAAACCUGUGGGAGCUGUGCAACGCGGAACACUCACACAUCUGUCAGGUGGGCGUGCCGCUGCUGCUGCACUGCAUCACAUUGCCGCUGGGCUCGGACGUUUUCUGGCGCGUGGUGCAGGAGGCCUUUCACGAUGCCGAUUGGCGUGUCCGCUUCACAGCAGUUGAACGAGUAACCGUAAUUACACGUUUUAUGGAUUCGACACCGCUGCGCUCCGAGGUGGGGCUCCAAACGGCAAUGGCCACCGCCUUCUGUCAUCUUAUCGCCAGCAUGGAUGACAUCAAUGUGUAUGUGGCGCAGCGGGCGACUCUCUACAUCGGAACCAUACAUGAUACGGCAAUACGGUCACUGCUCUUCUGCUUGGAGUCGCAAUUCGAUCUGUUUAUUGUCGAUCGACCCGUGGUUCUGCAGUCGGUAUAUCAGCUGCACAAUUCCCUAUCCGAUCGCAAGUUGCUCGGCUGGGAUUUCUUUCUCAAUCGCUUCGAUACGCUCUUUGUGGAGGCGCAAAUCAAUCUGGAAAAGUGCGGAGACAUUUCCUAUCUGCGAGACUUACGCAACUCGGACAACGGCAGCGAGGCGCUCUCUGCCAAAAUACUGAAAGCCAGAGAGGCACUGAGCCAGUCGGACACCAGCGGCAGCAUGGCCAAGACCCUAAGCGCCUCCUUCGGCACCAAGUGGCCCUACAAAAGAACAAUGUCUGCUCCAGCCAGCAUGGCACCCCGCCAGGACUCUAAAUUCGUACCCGAAAAGGAGAAAAUCUACAGUCGGCAGGUGUCGGCACCCAUACUCAAGCGGAAGACUUCGCGCUUCGGAUUGGGUCAGUUCCUAGGCAGUAGUAGUGGCAACCAAAAUACCAGUACAGCUAGUCAUAGUGUGGCCACAACUAGUAUUACAUUGCAUACACGAUCCAAAGCGCCACCGCCAUGUCCCGUACACCAUUCCCAACACACGGCCUUUCCCUAUCAACCCACACAGCAUCAACACCCACACACACACGCGCACCCACACCCACACGCACACCCACACCCACACGCACACCAACACCCACACGCACACGCACACCCUUCACAACACCAUCCGCAUUCACAUCCCCAGUACGCUGGUAGUAGUGCACAAGUAGCUACGUUUGCCUCGGCUCAUAGUCAAAGUCACCAGUAUUUAGUGCAUUGUGUACCGCCUAGUCAUCAUAGUCCAAUGCCCACGCUGCAGGAGGCGGAGACAUUGCUGCGCGCCCAGGCUGCCCAGCAAACAGCCUCCGUGCAGUCGAGCAUGGCGUCCACGCAGCAACAGAGCGCAGAACAGUCGCGUACCAUACAGACUACAGUGGUGGCAACGACAAGCGGUACGGCAACUUCGGGUAGUUGCUCGGUGGGUGCCGCUAGUGGCCACGCGUUUGCCACCUCCUUUCACUCCCAUUUCCAAAAGCAUCCUUCGGCGCCGAACUUGCUGCCGCUGCAGCCACCGGUGGCCGCGCCUAGUCCCAGUCCCUCGGCACUGGCCUAUCCCAUGCAUUGCACUUGUGAUGUCGCUCCGCAGCCGGGUGCCAACAUAGCGGGUAACACGGGCAGCACCACGGUCAAUCCAGAUGGACAUAUUCACUCGCUGGGCGGACUCAACGAUGAGAAUCUUAUUGGAUUGCUUAGCCGCAUUACGGAGCUGGAGGAAUCGGAUCGAGAGACAAUUCAUUUGCUCGUCUUUAUGCUGAUGCAGUUCAUGUCGCGCACGGAUCAAGCCUUUCCAACCGAGGACAAGCCCAUGACGAGAACCCAAAAUAUUGUUUUGAAACAUUUGUUCUUACUUCUGGGACACAAUCAGAUAGACAAGACUUUCCAUACCACGCCCGAGUCGCUGCGCGUUUCGGCCGUGUUCAAUGCAUUUUUGGCCAAUUUGGCGCAAGUCUUGGAUCAAAAUCAUUUGAUUGGAGGUCUUAUAUUGCCGUCUGUCAUGCAAAUCAUUCUGUAUGCACCCAAUCCGACAAACACUCCGGGCGAAUCGUAUCAGAAUAUUGUCUUCAACUAUUCGCUGUGGCAUCUGGAGCAGUAUCCGCGCCGCAAUUGGCUAUUCACGCUGCUGGUCGUCCUCUAUAAGUACUCCUAUACACAGCCACCGCUCAGUGGAUAUGUGAUCUCCGCCAUUCGCAUGAUUAUGAACAGUCUGCGCGGCCACUUCCAUCAGUGCCGGCGCAUUCCCACCACCACCGUACUGGAUAUACAGACAAGCGUUGGCGGAACAGCACGAUCGCGUGACGUUAGCCAGCCCUCGUUGGGCACAGAUCCCGAUGACAAGGAGGCCAGCCCACCAGCCAGCCCCAUGUUCCCAUCCGAAGGCACCAGCGCUGCCUCCAAGAGCAAAGCUCAAAAUGUUGCCUUUACACCCAAACUGCAGCAUGCUUUUCGCAAGUACAACGACUCUAGCCUGGAUGCGGACGAAACCGAAUCCGAACUGGUGGCCAUACCCGAGAGUGAUCUCUCCGAUAGCACACUACAUGGCAGCAGUGCGCCGGGCUCCUUCGAUGACACAGUCCACUUUGAAGAUGUCCUGCCCUCGAAAACAGAAUCGCUGCGGAAUCGUCGCGCCAUGGACUACUCCGAGGAAAAAUCGACCAAAUCGCUGAAAUCGAUGAUCACCACAAAAACUGGAGACACCUACUCCACAAAAAUCAAGCCUAGCAGCGAGUCCGUCAGCACCACCGUGGUGACGACCCAUACGCGUCACAGCCUGCAGGAGGGCGUGCGCAUGAUUGUGACUCCUCUGGUGGGCUCGGAAACGACGGAGACAGCGAUUGUUAGCCCGCCCGUGGAUGUGCAUCGUGCGGUUACCGUGCGCAACAAGUCGCUGGAGAACGCAGCUGCCUCAACAUCCAAAAUGUUUGCGGCCAUAGCGACCAAUCAUCUAAAAGCGCUGGGCGCUCUACAGGACGUGCCCACAUCCAGCGGUAGUAAGCCCAGCUCCAGUAAUGGCAACGGCAGUCGCUCCACAAAUGGCAGCAGUGGCGCUCCAGCGGCCGCUCCAUCAGUCGCUGCCAAGCCCAUUGGACGCCAUAAGACCAUUGUGGAGUGCAGCGCCGGCACGUCCAGUUCCUCGGCGGAGGAUUCGCGACAAAAGAAGUCUCAGACGAGGUCGCUAAGGCACAGCGACAAAGCAUACGGCUCGCCCGAUUCGCCGCUGUCCAAGAUGAACGUGAUGCCGAAUCCCCGUGACGAGCUGGACGCAGGUCUAUUGCCUCCUUCCAAGAGCAUUGCCGCUCUCGAGAUACCAACACCUGAGCGGCUGCUGCCUAUUGGCACACAGGAUACGGUUGCCACCUUGGUGGAGCGCAUGCGGGACGGUCUCAAUCUGCCGGACAUCAGCCAUCUCAAGCAGGACAGUUUAGAUGUUUCGGAGAGCACCAAGGACGAUGUAACGCCCAGCAGUCGCAACAACUCGCCGCGUCGCCUCAUUAAGCAGGUGGCGCUCGAGUCACCACCCAACCCGAAUGCACCGAUUGCUACUCCUUCUACUACACAGGCCCAACCACAGCCGCCAUUGCAGUCGCAUCCUCCGCAAGACCUGCACACAUCCAUUUUAAAGAACGUCACACAGGAUCUGAAGCAACAGCCCAGUGAACGACAACCGAACCUGCCUGGCACGUCGGCCACUUCCCAUAGCAUCAAGCGUCCCAGGCAGAAGCUGGCGCCCUUCAACGUAGACACCAAUGCCAUACCAGAUAUACGCUCGCGAUUCGCCGGCUCCUGGCCGCCACCGCCAUUCCAGCCAGCCGAGGAACCCGGCGAAGACGGCGAACAUACACCCGAAAUCGCAAAUGGACACACGACACACACCUCAGCUCAUGCGGAGCGAGGGAGCUCCCGACGCGUCGGCAACUAUACGAUUGUGGAACGCUGCUCUGAUUGCGGCGCAGUUAUCGAGGAGUACACGGAUGAGGAGAUUGGCAUAUUCAUUGUAAUCCUGGGCACAUUUAUUCACCGCGAGCCGGCAAUGGCAGCGCCAUUUCUGCCUGAGGUGCUGACCAUGACAUCGCGGAUUUGUCUGAGUGGCACCCAUGCCUGGCAGGGCGAGAACGGGCUGCCCUUGGCGAGCAGUGCCCAGGCCGUGGCACUGCAGUUCAUACGCUGCGUUCUGCAUCAGCUGGCCCCCAAUGGAAUCUUUCUGCAGGUUUUCCAGACCCAAAUGAAAAUUAAAAUACGGCACAACCAUUUCCGCAGCAUUGCCAAGGCGCUGCAAGACUUUCAGGAUUUGAAUGCAACCAGUCCCAUUUAUAUGGUCUGCGAGUCGCUGACCUCAAAGAAGGCGCUGCCCAUAGAUCAGCUGCCCAUCAUCUUCCGGAACAUGGCCGAGUAUCUGCAGUGUGUGCCCGCCGAGGCGGGCGUUGGCCUGGCCGUCUGGUCACAGGCCAUGCAGGCCAUGGAAUCAUUGCUGCGACAGGUCAUUGUCAUCAUGCCCAGCCUGAGCAAUUGCGAGUAUAUGCUGGAGCUCAUUGUAGCCACUUUACGCUUGAAUUGUGUGCCCAAGACGCUUUUGGAUCCAUACUCCAAGAUAAUGGCCCACUGUGUGCAAUACACCAACUUGGAAUACCAGACGCUCUACGAUCUGUGCACGCUCAACACACGCUCUUUCAACAAGGACCGCGACAAGAACUUACUUUGCCGACAAAUGAUCUUUGAGUUUGUCCAGGCGCUCAAGUUCAAGUCGAAUAUACCCGAUCAUAAUCUGCUAAUGAUCAUUGGAUUUGUGCUGCUAGAUGCGGGCGGUAGUUUACCACCAGGUGCAUUGCCUGGUUUGCCAGAAGCAGCGCCCGUGCUGACCACAAAUGCUGCAGACUGCUUUAGGCAGUACAUUAACGAUGUAAUUGAUUUUCUGGCCGAUUUCCACACCCUCAGCAAGAUCAAGAACUUCAAGAAUGGCCAGUCAAGCAGUGGCCUAGGCGAGGACACCUUGGGCGGCGUCCUUAAGGGCGCUGUGGCCCAAUAUCUGGCACUCGAGAUGUCCCGUGGCAGCUCACGCGAUCACAAGGCAGUCUCACGCUAUCUACCCUGGCUAAACAAUGCUCCGUCGUCGUUGCAGCAGGGUCCCAAAGAAUUCACGGAAUGUGUGGGUCAUAUGCGUCUGCUCUCGUGGCUGCUGCUGGGCUCACUUACCCAUAUGGCGUUGGUGCAGCGACGCCAAGAGACGCAUACGCUGCCACCAGUGCUGCCUCCAAAUAUAGCGCCCGGACAGGGUCUACCGCCGAUGGCUAGUGUGCAUUACCAGCAUCAAGGAGUCACGUACUCACAGCCUGUGCCGCAGGAGGCAUCCUGUCACAUAGCUGACCACAUACAGGUGAUUUUUGCGGGCUUUGCCGAGCAGUCAAAGACUUCGGUGUUGCACAUGUCGUCGCUUUUCCACGCAUUUACGCUUUGCCAACUGUGGACCGUGUACUUGGAGCAGAUGGCGCAUAACACCAACAGCAAUGCAGAAGGCAGCACAUUGGGCGUACUAUUUGAAUUUUGGACCAAGGUAACACCAAGCAUACUGCAACUGGUUUCGCAUGCCAAACCUGCCAACAAGGAGCCGCAUGCACAGGCUGGCAUCGACUUUCAAGCUCAGAAUGCCAACUCAAAGCUAUCGGAAAUGGUCAACUUACACUUCCUCAGCCUACUGGAAGCACUGAAGGAGACCAACUCCACGGUGCUGGGCAAAUUGCUGCCCAUGUGGAGCACUGUGCUCUCUUCGCAGACACAGCUAUCGGACACGCUUCAUGUGCGACUGCAAAAUGUUCGCGACUAUGCGCCAAACUUUGAAGAACAGCAAACGCAUAAAUCGGAAUCGCUGCUCAAGUGGUUACAGCGUUUGCAAUUUAAAAUGGGCCAAAUAGAGCUACAAGCCUCAACGGCAACACAGUUUUACUCGAUUUGAAUUUAAAGCUACUUAAAGGGCUUGUUUAGCCAACAUUUUUGUGUAGUCCGUCAUAGCGGACAUGGAUACUGCACCCUAGCAGCUAGCGAGAGAGUUGAUUAAUUGUUGGACAUCCACGAACUUAAAACGUUUGGUAGCUGAAAAAAAAAACAUAUAUAAAAUACAGUAAACGCAGAAUAACAUAUAAAAA